CGCGGGCAGGCAUGGGCUCUGCUCUCGCAGCAGUGGGGCCUCAGGGGUGAUAGGGAGGUGUAUAUGGUCGUCACAGAAUUCGUGCCCCUGAUGCCCAGCGAUCGUAUACAGGCAGCGUGGGCUGUCCGUGUCUUUUUCAGCUCUCAGCUGCCAUCUCGGCACGACAUGUCUCUAAGCUGGGGCAUCAGAGACAUGCUGAAGCUGAUGCUGACCGGUGCGAUCGUGGCCGGAGCGACUCUGGCCGACGCGAAGGUCGGCCGCUCGCCGUAUCAGGACUACGGACGACACCCGUAUUCGUCCGCCUACGACCACACAGGUUGCGACUUUCCGGUGCAAGCUGCAUUCUUUAAAGCACAAGUUCCACAGAUCGCCAAUGCCGUCAGCGCCGUCGGCGUCGUUGUGCUGGUGCUAAUGGUCAGUGUCGCUGUGAUCGCGUGCGCGUCCGAAUUCUUCACCGACGACAUCAGCGGAGACGACGGCAAGCACACGCCGAUGCGGCUGCCGCGGUUCGACCAGAUCGUCUCCGGCAUCGAGGGGAUGCACAAGCAGUACGAGACGGAGGCACCAUCGGGAGUCAAACGGCCAGCGAGGGCAGAGAGCCGCCGCGGUCUCUGGCGACCACGAGGCGUAGCCUCGUCGCUCGUGGGCGGUAGGCGGAGUGGCCUCGACUUCGAGGUCUCGUCGCUCGUGGGCGGCAGGCGGAGUGGCCUCGGUUGACAGGUGGUGCGCUGGGAAAGUAAGAUAUAUUGGCUUCACCGGGAAGCUAACCGCCUCGACAUUCGGGUGCAUUCGGACAAGUCGCGGUUGACGUUACUUAAUCGCGAAAAAUUUUGAGAUUUUGAAAGGAGUCCUACCGAGGGUUUUGGACAGAGGUGCCGUUGUAGUCAGGGAGGUCACGGGCAUCCAUAAAGGCGGUUGUUGGGCAUUGUUGGAGUCAAUACAUUCCUUUGAGUGUGCCAGGACUAUGUAUGCGUCGUGCGCGCAACCGAAGGAUCUGUUCGCUGUGAGCAUGCUCUUUGUUAUUUAUAUGCAAAUACAUGAGCGGUAUCGCGA
Molecule: messenger RNA, 1053 nt
Organism: Pollicipes pollicipes
Lineage: Eukaryota; Metazoa; Arthropoda; Thecostraca; Pollicipedomorpha; Pollicipedidae
Exons: 4
Coding region: 64-717 (217 amino acids)
Source: RefSeq, a predicted model, not a curated record